GUGUCAGUGAUGGAAGGAGAUUCAGUCACUCUAUUCACUGAUGUUAAAACAAACCAACAAGAAAAGAUUAAAUGGUAUUUUAAUGAUAUUCGACUUGUUGAAAUCACUGGAGAUCAGAGUAAGAUCUGUACAGAUGUUCAGUGUAAAGAGAGAUUCAGAGACAGACUGAAGCUGGAUCAUCAGACUGGAUCUCUGACCAUCACAAACUUCACAAACACAGACUCUGGUGAUUAUCAUUUGGAGAUCAUCAACAGUGGCAGGGACAGUGACAAGAUCUUCAAUGUUAUGGUUCAUGGUGUCUCUGCUGCGGAACGAGAUAAAAUGAAGAGAAAGUCAGUGACGGAGGGAGAAUCUGUAACUUUAGAUUCUGGAGUAAUAAAAAACAUUAAUGAUGUCAUGACAUGGCACUUUAAUGACACUCUCAUUGAUAAAAUCACUGGAGAUCCCAUUAAAACACGUGUAGAUGUUCAGUGUAAUGAAGGUACUGAGAGAUUCAGAGACAGACUGGUGCUGGAUCCUCAGACUGGAUCUCUGACCAUCAUGAACACCAGAACCACAGACUCUGGAGUUUAUAGUCUACAGAUCAACAGCAGCAGCAGCAGUAUUAGCAGAAUAUUGACUGUAUUAACUGUCACUGAUUCAAGUCUGUCUACAGGUGCUGUAGCAGGAAUAUGUGUUGGUGUUCUGCUGAUAGUGGCUGCAGCUGCUGUUGGUGUGAUUUACUAUCGCAAGCAUCAUCAAGGAGGACAAAAUAGUGAGAAAAUGGUGUAACAUACCCAUUCAUUAAUCAUAUGGACAGGCUAUCAGUGACUACUGUUAAUGGGAUGUCCCAUAAUGGAAAUGAAAGCACCGCUGUUAGUGAGACAUAAACUUGGCAUUCAUUAUUUUGGUUCUUUGAUUGAACACCAGACGGCAAGUCCAGGAAAGAAGAGGUUCAGGUGAAACCCUUUUCUUCAAUACCUGUCAAACCACAACGUGACACAAAGUUCAACUGCUAUUAAGCUCUCGAAAAUGUUAAAGCACAAUUUACUUUACAAUUUACUUUACAAUUUACUUGACAUUCCUGGUUGGUGCCAGGAAUGGCACCAUACAUCAUUCCACCAUUCCUGGCUGGUGGAAUGAUCUUCCCACCCCUAUCCGGAAUGCUGGA
Onychostoma macrolepis is the source of this 1150-nucleotide messenger RNA. RefSeq lists its product as uncharacterized. The record is from RefSeq and is a predicted model, not a curated record. The transcript has 4 exons. Bases 10 to 771 code for a protein of 253 amino acids. NCBI's taxonomy places the organism in Eukaryota, Metazoa, Chordata, Actinopteri, Cypriniformes, Cyprinidae.